GGAAUCUUCUUCAUUCUCUUCUGAGCUGCAGACGGACCCACACAUCCCAUACAGCGAUGGAUCGACCAGACUCUCUGAGUAAGGAGCUGUGAGGAUCGCUGCGAGGAGCCGGAGGGUCGAGCAAGCAUCACUCACAGUGAGAAAUAGCAGGGGAGAGAGAGAGAGAGAGAGAGAGAGUGGUUGGAGAUACGGUGAUCUGAACCCCCUCUGAUUGGGAUUGUACAGAUUUUGGAGAAACCCCUUUCUGCGAUCAUGUUGGGGCGCUACGCUGUGCCCAUGUUGGCGCUGGUCCUGGCAGUUCUGCUGCUGUUCGGGGUGGGUGUGUCUCGGGGACAGAACGACACCGAGCCCGUGGUGCUGGAGGGCAAAUGUUUGGUGGUGUGCGACUCGAACCCCUCCUCGGACGGGGGCGUCACGUCGGCGCUGGGGAUCUCGGUUCGCUCAGGUAGCGCCAGGGUGGCGUUUUCUGCCAUCAGAGGAACCAACCACGAACCCUCCGACAUGAGCAACACCUCCACCACCAUCUACUUCGACCAGGUUUUGGUGAACAUCGGCAACCACUUUGAUCUGAAGGCCAGUGUGUUCACGGCACCCCGGAGAGGAAUUUACAGCUUUAGCUUCCACGUGGUCAAGGUCUACAACAGACAAACCAUCCAGGUGAACCUGAUGCACAACGAGUACCCCAUCAUCUCGGCCUUCGCCGGGGACCAGGACGUGACGCGGGAGGCGGCGAGCAACGGCGUGCUGCUGAUGGUGGAGCGGGAGGAUCGCGUCUAUCUCAAGCUGGAGCGCGGGAACCUGAUGGGCGGAUGGAAGUACUCCACCUUCUCUGGAUUUUUAGUCUUUCCUCUGUGAACUCGCUCCUGACUGUCUGAUGAGCGCCGAGGAUGAAUAUUUAUACUAUAUAUAUAUUAAUAUACGUACAUAUUAAAUGCAGAUAUACUUAUAUAACCUGGACGAUCCUGAGGAGACGGAGGACGAGAAUCAUGAUGGAUUUAUCGCCGGAGAGAGAGUUUAUGUUUCUGUCCUGAACCUGGAUGUCCAUAUUAUACAGAUUUAAAAAUAAAUAAAUAAUGAAGCGGAACCUGGACUGCGUUCCUUCGUUUGCUUUGCGUUGUGUGUGUAGAGCCUCACGAUGAGCGUCGGACCUUUACGAACUCUUUCGGAAGGUGUUUGUCUGUGGUGUUCACAAUGUUUCCCUCCGGAUUCCGGACAUGUCUGCCCGGCGCACGCCACCUCCACCACGCCUUGAUUACUAAACGAGAAAAACACGAUAUAUAAACUAUAGAGCUGAAUCAGCGGACGAGGACGAGCCGAAGCUUUAACCGAGCAUCUAUCAGAAUUUAUGAAGUACCUAUUAUUCCCAUGCUGUGUUCGACGUUCCGGAUCUGCGUUAACUUUGAUUGAUUUGGUGUUCCUUGCUCACAAAUGUGCAUUGUGGAAAAAUAAAUCCCUAUACUGAUGUCCCGCCUAAUAAAAUAUU
Trichomycterus rosablanca is the source of this 1483-nucleotide messenger RNA. RefSeq names its product cerebellin 2b precursor (gene cbln2b). Lineage: Eukaryota; Metazoa; Chordata; Actinopteri; Siluriformes; Trichomycteridae. The coding region runs from base 253 to 855 and encodes 200 amino acids. Gene Ontology annotation, cellular component: synapse. Gene Ontology annotation, biological process: maintenance of synapse structure. Gene Ontology annotation, molecular function: protein binding. The record is from RefSeq and is a predicted model, not a curated record. The transcript has 4 exons.